Molecule: messenger RNA, 1404 nt
Organism: Pochonia chlamydosporia 170
Lineage: Eukaryota; Fungi; Ascomycota; Sordariomycetes; Hypocreales; Clavicipitaceae
Product: aminotransferase, classes I and II
Exons: 8
Coding region: 1-1404 (467 amino acids)
Biological process (GO): biosynthetic process
Molecular function (GO): pyridoxal phosphate binding
Source: RefSeq, a predicted model, not a curated record
AUGUUCAGCGGGCGUAAGUUUUCGUUCAACCGCCACACUGGCGCUCCGAAACCCAGAGCUCGCCGAUUCAGCAACGCUGAGCCUGGCGCAAAUGAGGUUCAAUCCAAAGUUCACCGCCAGUUUCGCAACGCCCACGAGGGCCAUCUUCCCCAUGCUGGUCUCGAUGCCAGCAGAGCUUCCACUGGUGUAAUUUGGUGUACUGAGCGGGCUGCCGAGCUUGGCUUCUUCGAGGAUCCCGACUCCUGGGCCAAUUUGGGCCAGGGAGCACCCGAGGUGGAGGAUGACAUUGCCGGCUGCUUUCAGCGUCCUACGACGAUUGAUAUUUCCGUCGCUGCGAGAGAGUACGGUCCUACCGCUGGCAUUCGACCGCUGAGAGAGGCAGUGGCCAAGCUGUACAAUGAGAUGCAUCGCAAGGGAAAGGAUAGCCAGUAUACCUGGGAGAAUGUGGCCAUUGUGCCUGGAGGUCGAGCGGGUUUGAUUCGAAUUGCCGCCGUAUUGGGCAAUUCGUACUUGAGUUUCUUUUUGCCCGACUAUACGGCGUAUAACGAAAUGUUAAGUUUGUUCAAGAAUUUUGCAGCUAUUCCCGUCCCUCUGUCUGAGGAAGAUGGCUAUCAUAUCCACCCGGACAAGAUUGCAGAGGAAAUCGCCCGUGGUACCUCUGUCAUCCUCACCUCAAAUCCCCGAAACCCUACCGGCCGAGUCGUUGCCAACCCUGAGUUGGCCGAGAUUCAGGACAUUUGCCGUGGCCGAGCCACCUUGAUCAGCGAUGAGUUUUACUCUGGCUACAACUACACUAGUAACUGCGACGGAACUACUAUUUCUGCCGCCGAAAACGUCGAAGAUGUUGAUGAAGAUGAUGUUCUUAUUAUCGAUGGUCUUACGAAGCGAUUCCGAUUGCCUGGAUGGCGAAUUGCAUGGAUCCUGGGACCCAAGGAGUACAUUGCCGCCAUCGGCUCCUGUGGUAGUUAUUUGGAUGGCGGUGCCUGCCACGCCUUCCAAGAUGCCGCUAUCCCCAUGCUGGAGCCAACUCUUGUCCAGAACGAAAUGGUCCACUUGCAGCGCCACUUUCGUGACAAGCGAGACUACGUUGUCCGUCGCCUACGCGAAAUGGGCUUCGUCAUUAAAUACGUGCCCGAUUCAACCUUUUACUUGUGGCUCAACCUCGAUGGCCUCCCCGCAAGUAUCGCUGAUGGCCUCAACUUCUUCCAGGCCUGUCUGGAAGAAAAGGUCAUUGUCGUGCCCGGCAUCUUCUUCGACCUCAACCCCUCGCGACGUCGAGACUUGUUUGACAGUCCGUGCCACCACUUUGUGCGUUUCUCGUACGGCCCAAGAAUGGACGUGCUGCGCAUGGGGUUGGAUGGCAUUGAGAGAGUUGUUUCCAAGCACAAGAAGGCUGCGGAGUAG